UUUUCCUCUCCAUCGUCCGUGAAACAAUCUUUACGUUUGCUAAAGAUGCUAAACACACCUGUUUCCGAUAUCAUCAAGCUUGUGUGCCUAAGAUAACAUGCAAGAUUGAGAUCGAUAAAAUGACAAAUCACCCUGUCAUUGUCGUCGUAAUAGCUACGUGUCACUCUUUCCUUGUAACAAGUUGGUGAAGCUUUGCUUUUAAUUUUCAAACAAGAUGUCUGCGAAUUACGAAAGGAAAAUAGUCAUUGUUGGGAAAACCGGAAAUGGCAAGAGUUCUCUAGGGAACGUUUUACUUGGAAGGCGUGCGUUUGAUGAAGCACGUAGCUUUAAUGCUAUCACUAAAGAAUGUAAAGUGGAGACAGAUAAGGGAAAUGUAUCGAUUGUUGACACUCCUGGUCUUUUCGAUAGCGAUGGAGAGAAAAAUUUUGUAAUGCAAGCUUUGGAGGUCCAAAAGGCAAUAAAACUUUGCCCAAAUCCCCAUGCCUUUCUUAUUGUGCUAAAUGGAUCCACCAGGUUAACGCAAGAAGAGUUGUCAACUAUUGAUGUCCUUCGCAUUAUUUUCGGUGAGCAGUGUUUGACAAGGGCUAUCAUAGUUUUAACGCAUAUUGAAAAUAAUGAAGACGAAACGCAGCUGAGAGGAAGGUUCGGCAAAAGUGACGGAAUGAGCAACUUGAUUAAGCAGUGCGGAAACAGGUUUGCUAGAAUAGACAAUAGAGAACCAAAACCUGAGCAUAAAGAACGUAUCAACAGUCUUGUGGAUCAGGUAUCUCGGGCAGGAAAAGUCAGCUUCAAGAAUGAAUUUCUGUAUGUACGUGAGCAGGUGCUUCAAAAAGCACUUAAAACCCAUGAUAGUGGAAAAGUACACGAGCAAAUUAAAAGGUUGUCUGAGCAAAUCAAGCACGCUGAGGAAGAGGAGUUUAAUAGAAAAUGCUGGAAGGCAGCAGGUGUGGGUGCGGCAGCAGGCGCGGGUGCGGUUUGUGUUGUUGCAGGGAUAGCUUAUCUUGGAGGAGGCUCUGAGGCAGUUGCAACAGUGGUUACAAAUCCUGAAACGGCUCAAGUGGUAAUUGAAAAAUCUGUAAAUGUUGCAACAGGGAUGAUAGGUUUUAUAAGUUCUGCUCAUUGACGAGUUUUCUUUUAACUGAUACUGACAGUGAGAACAUCAAAAUAGUUUUACCGCUUGAAACACUUUGUAUGUGAGAGGAAAAUUAUCUACAGUUAUCUACAUGUAAUCCUAUUCGGUAUUUUUCUGCAGAGCGAUCUUUUGUUGUUGUGUUGUUUUUGUAGUUGUUUGUUUUGCUUGGUACAUAUACACGGACAGGGGCUUUCAUGCACUUAAUGCAAACUUACUGCUAUUUAUUAGAGAUACGUUCGAGUCAGAAUACGACACAGUUCCAUUAACAUCUGUUCAAAAAUUCUAACAAAUGUACAGAACGAUUCACUUCUUACUUUUAAUCCGCCAAACCUAUAUUUAAACCAGUAGUACAUCAUGCUAAUUCUGCUUACCAGCUAUAGGCUUAUGUAUAUGUUGGCCUUAACCUAGCCCCUGACUGGGGUAGAAGGCGAUUGGAGGGGAAGGGCAAGAGUCUGGGGAGUGUUCCGGAACCGCGCUGAAUCCUGAUUGACUUAUUUUAUGUCUACAGCUGUAUGGGUUCCUGAAGUAACCAGCUACUUUAUUGUGUUUAAUAGUUUAAUUUUGGUUAAUAUUUCCCGGGGAGGAUCGACCCCUAAUGUUGAAAAAAUUUGGGCCAAACCCAUUUGCUUAUCUAUAUUUUGUAUGUAUAAAGCAAGCUAUAUUUAUGUUAAUGGAUCUGUUGUUCUUUGUAUGUAUA
Messenger RNA from Mercenaria mercenaria, 1829 nucleotides. Its product is annotated as GTPase IMAP family member 9-like. The transcript has 2 exons. Gene Ontology annotation, molecular function: GTP binding. Bases 215 to 1123 code for a protein of 302 amino acids. The record is from RefSeq and is a predicted model, not a curated record. NCBI's taxonomy places the organism in Eukaryota, Metazoa, Mollusca, Bivalvia, Venerida, Veneridae.